Messenger RNA from Knipowitschia caucasica, 1158 nucleotides. The record is from the annotation of a GenBank genome assembly. Lineage: Eukaryota; Metazoa; Chordata; Actinopteri; Gobiiformes; Gobiidae.
AUGUUGACACAAGAAGAUGUAUCUGAAGAGAGGGUUGAUACCAAUGAUGAAGUGGAAACUCUACAAAAUAGUUUCCUUGAGGCUGUUCAUGAUGACAACAUUCAACCAAAGAUGCAGUGCCUAAUGAUGGACUCAUCCUUCUCCAUGGUAACCAUGCAAGGGGAAGACAGUGCGCAACAGAAAGCAGCGUCACUUCAGAAGGUUAGCCUCGACUUGGCACCUCUCACUCCUGUUGACGUACAAGAGGAGAUGGAAGCUUGCGCAAAGGAAGAGCGUGAGGAAGAGAAAGAAACGGCUUCUCCGACCGAGACAGCUGAUGAGGGUGAUGGGGACGAGACCAACAAGACCUGCAGCGAGCCCGCCCCUGCACAAAACACAGCAGCUUUUGAUGAAACAAUUGAUACAUGCAAUAAGCCCGAAACAAAAACUAUAAAGACCGAAGACAGAAGACCGACGUGCUUACGUUGCCGUCGCCCUGUGAAGGUCUGUCUCUGUCCCUUUCUUCCACAACAACCCCUUGAUGUGUCCACGUCUUUAUAUAUAGUGCAACACCCCAAUGAAGAAAGCCGAGUUCUUCGCACUGUGCCUCUUCUCGCUGCUUGUUUGCCUCAAAGUAAAUGUAAUGUCAUAGUUGGAAGGAGAUUCGGCGAAGAAAGAUAUCCAGACCUGGCAGCAAUUUGUCAAGACAGUAAAACAUUAAUCCUGUACCCUGGACCAAAUGCUCAGAAUCUGGAGGAACUGGAUGAAGAGAAAAUAAAUACACCACAUAAUCUUAUUCUCAUUGAUGGUACUUGGAGCCAAGCUAAAAACAUGUUUCUCAAAAACAGUAUGUUCCAUUUGCCCAAACAGGUACAGCUCAACAGAGUCCGUUCAAGUCAGUAUGUGAUUCGGACUCAGCCCUCCAAUAUUUGUCUCUCCACACUUGAAUGUGCUGCUAUCACUCUGUCCAUCCUGGAACGUAAUGAUAACAUUCAAGAGGUCCUGUUGAGGCCGUUAAGAGCCCUCUGUUCUUUUCAGUUGCAACAUGGGGCUCAGAUUCAUCACAGUAAGGAACAUCUUCUUAAGACUGGCCUGUAUGACAAACCCAUGCCCAAGAAUAAACGCAAGAUAAAAAGGAUGGAAAAACUCGUCAAUGAUGAUCAUAUCUGUCCCAGAUGA